Messenger RNA from Daphnia carinata, 4452 nucleotides. Its product is annotated as cAMP-specific 3',5'-cyclic phosphodiesterase, isoforms N/G-like. The transcript is spliced from 14 exons. Gene Ontology annotation, molecular function: 3',5'-cyclic-AMP phosphodiesterase activity. NCBI's taxonomy places the organism in Eukaryota, Metazoa, Arthropoda, Branchiopoda, Diplostraca, Daphniidae. Gene Ontology annotation, cellular component: cytosol; perinuclear region of cytoplasm; nucleus. The record is from RefSeq and is a predicted model, not a curated record. The coding region runs from base 35 to 2761 and encodes 908 amino acids. Gene Ontology annotation, biological process: signal transduction.
AUGUCACGCGAUCGUGACCUCUUGUUGCGGUGCCAUGAUGCUCCUGUGGGAAAUGCUGUCCGGACGGCGGAAUAAAAACAAAGACAAAGUUCGCCAUCAAGCUAAUAGUAACAGUGGCGAAGUAUCGACCACGGGCUCAACGGCCAGUGCUGUUGCCGUGUCUAGCGGAUCGGCGUCGACGCCUCCGUCGUCGGUCACGGUCGUAAACAUCGUCGGUCGUCACGACAAGCAGGACGAGGUCAACGUCGACAGCCUCAGAGUACAUCACAAUUCGGCGCGAUCGGAAUCGUUUUCGUCACCGCCGUCUCCGCAUCCGCCCGGAUCGGCGGCCAUCGUGUCGUCGCUCUUUGAAUUACCUCCGCCCAAACAACUGCCGACGCUCUUUCGGCCAGCCGUAGGCGGCACCGCGUUCGCUAAUCGAACGCCUGAUUCGAUCAAAUUGUUUAAAAACUCGGUCCUUUCUCGACGUCAUUCCACGUCGGCCGGACUCAGUCCCGGAUUACUCGGUUGUCCGUCCACUUUGGGCGGCGGUGGCGUCGCUGCCAUUGCUGGUGGUGGGGGUAAUAAUGCCCCCCAGCGAGCUAGGCGUCGCCGUGGCGAGGACGCUCAACGUUACUCGGACCGGAGGCGACAGCAACACAAUUUUGAUGUUGAAAAUGGAGGACAACCAGGUGCUGGUGGCAUUGCAAGCAGCGGGCGAAGUCGAAGCCCUUUAGCCGGCAACGACGGAGCCGUCUCGCCAUCGGGAGCGGCUCUUGUCUUGCAGAACAUGCCCCAAAGACGCGAAUCGUUUCUCUACCGCGAGGAGGAAAUGUCGCCGAAAUCCAUGUCGAGAAACUCGUCUCUGGCUUCGGAAGGGCACGGAGAAGACUUGAUCGUCACUCCCUUUGCGCAGAUACUGGCCAGCCUACGUAGCGUCCGUAAUAACUACAUCUGCUUGACGAGCAUUCCCAUCAAUCGAUCGAGACGUUCGUCGCAGUCGACUGGAGUGUCGACCCCGCAACCCAAGAACCUUACUCCGGGAGGUGAGUUUCAGAAAAAUGAAACGUACACCCGGCUGGCCGUGGAAACGCUGGAAGAGCUGGACUGGUGUCUGGACCAGUUGGAGACGAUCCAAACGCAUCGUUCCGUCAGUGACAUGGCCUCUAGCAAGUUCAAACGGAUGCUGAACAAAGAGUUGAGCCAUUUUUCCGAAUCCAGCCGGUCGGGCAAUCAGAUCUCCGAAUACAUCUGCUCGACAUUCUUGGAUAAACAGCAAGAAUUGGAUUUACCAUCACUACGUGUCGAUGAUUCCGAAACGGAAAAGGCUCGUCUUGCUUCUGGUCCGCGAAAGUCCAAGGACGGUAGCAAAGAUGGUUUCACGUUGGCCGGAUCAGGGAUCACUACGUCAUCUUCAUCAUCGUCGGGCACGGUGGCUGCAUUGUCAGCUAAAAGUGGAGCUUCUGCGGCCACGUCACAGUCGUCCAGUCACGUGGGUCGGACCAUGUCACACAUAUCCGGCAUCAAGAGGCCACUGAGUCACUCGAACAGCGUCACCUCGGAGAAGGUGGCCAAAUACGGGGUGGACACAGCCAACGAACAUGAACUGGGCAAGUUUCUAGACGAAGUCGACCGUUGGGGUAUCGACAUUUUCAGAAUAGCGGAGCUCUCCAGCAAUCGACCACUGACGGCUGUGACGUACGCCAUCUUCAAAGAGCGCGGUCUAAUGAACGCCUUCAAGAUACCCGACAAGACUUUGGUCUCUUUCCUGAUGACGCUCGAGGAUCACUACGGCAAGGAGGUGCCCUACCAUAAUCACUUCCACGCUGCCGAUGUCACUCAGUCCACCCACGUCCUACUUAAUUCGCCCGCAUUAGAGUCGGUGUUUACCAAUUUGGAAAUUAUGGCGGCCAUUUUCGCAGCUACUAUUCACGACGUUGAUCAUCCCGGUCUCACAAAUCAAUUUCUUAUCAAUACGAGUUCCGAACUGGCUUUGAUGUAUAACGAUGAAUCGGUGUUGGAGAACCAUCACCUGGCAGUGGCGUUCAAGUUAUUACAAAGCCCCGACUGCGACAUCUUUAGCAAUUUAAAUAAGAAACAGCGGCAAACGCUUCGCAAGAUGGUGAUCGAUAUGGUUUUGGCGACGGAUAUGUCAAAGCAUAUGAGUUUGCUGGCAGAUUUGAAAACCAUGGUGGAAACUAAGAAAGUCGCUGGUUCGGGCGUCCUCCUUUUGGAUAACUACACCGACCGAAUCCAGGUGCUGCAAAACAUGGUCCACUGUGCCGAUUUAAGUAACCCGACCAAGCCAUUGGAUAUUUACCGUCGCUGGGUGUCGCUUAUCAUGGAAGAGUUCUUCCAGCAAGGAGAUCGAGAACGCGAACAGGGUCUGGAUGUCAGUCCAAUGUGUGAUAGACAAAAUGCUACUAUCGAAAAGUCGCAGGUGGGUUUCAUCGACUACAUCGUGCACCCUCUAUGGGAAACUUGGGCCGACUUGGUUCAUCCGGACGCUCAAGACAUUCUAGACGGCCUGGAGGACAACCGUGAUUGGUACUUUAGUAUGAUACCGCCGUCACCACCACCAGCCCAGUCGGACAACACACCAGUGGAUCACUCAGAUGAUACGGGCGAAAACACGGAAACAGGGGAAGCCGAUGACGUCAACAGAAUAGAAAGCGAAGAUGGGCAUUGGCGCUCUAGUAACGCUUUAUCCGUCCCUUCAGAGCGUAUCCAGUUUCAAAUCACUCUGGAAGAGGGAGAGAGCGGUAACGAGGAGGAUGACUGAAUAGCUUGAACCGUUGAGUUCUAUUCGUCUCCAGGUAUCGCUUCUCUUUCUAACGUUUACUGCUAACACGUACACACCCCAACAAACAGAAAACAAAGCAAAAACAAACAAAAAAAAAAAAAACAUAAAAAAAAUAAUAAAAAUAAAAAAAAAUAAAAAAUAAAAUAAAAAAUAUAUAUACAUAUAUAUAAUAACAACAAUAAAUAAAAAAAAGAUACACGAAAAAAAACAAAACAAAGGAAACAAAACAAGUAAACCAAAGACAAAAAAGAAAAAAAAAUCUACAUGGAAUUUCCUUGUGGCCAUGAGGAAACCCGCAAGUGGGAUCACAAUUGGAUGGCGUUCUAAAUCAUCCAUACGUUUAACACUCACGUGGAAAUUCAUCAUCAGUUCUAUACAAAUAUCAUGUUAUUGUACAACCACCUUCCGGAAUGUCGGGGUAGAGCAGACUCUGCUGCUGUGGGUCAUUCGACUUUCGACCACAUCUUCGUACGCUUAAAAAACUCAAGUGAUGGCGUUUCUUCUUUUAAGAUACUAUUGCUGACUUUAUAUUAUAUUGACUGUAUUUUUAAAGUGAAAUCAAUUCAUCAAAAGUGUUUCCCUAUUUGUAGAGCGAGGAGACAGACGAGAGAGAGAGAAAAAGAUCCUUAUUAUUCCUGUGCAUUAGUUUUUGAUUAACAGCGUCGGUACGAAUUGUUUCGCUAUUGAUUGGGUUUAACUCGAAAUGAUUUUUUAAUAUUUAUCUUAAGUUAGAAAGAAUUCAAAAUCAAAUGAAAUUAUUAGUGACCUAUACAGUUUAUAAUCUAUCCACACUCUCUCCUACCCUUGUCCUCACAAAAAGGCAGCUGGUACUGUUCGACCUGGGAAAAGAGGGGAUUAUUAAAAGGCAUUUAAAAACAUUUCUCGUAGUAAAACCGACAGACAAAACAAAUGUCUCAAUGCUAUUCACAUUACACAGUGCUUAUACCCGUUGCAAACUCUCCUUUUGUGUGCGAGAGGAAUUAGAAAAUGGGGUGCCAAUAAUUGAAAGACGGCUAGAUACAUCGGUCCUUAUCUCAUUUCGAUAUACCCUCUGAGCAAUUAUCAUCGGCCGUUGCCAAAAUUUGACGUUACAUUUAAAAACCCAGUUGUUAUUCAACACAAUUUUUGUUAUAACUGUUUGUUUUUGUUUCUUCUGGUUAUCAAAUUUCCCCCCUCACGACGAUGCAGCUUUACACCAUCCUGCCACGAUACACGUAUGUGUACUAUGCUAUACCGUACGCAAGAUUUGGAUUUUUCAGGUCCCAUUUUUUUGUGAGGUUUUUUUUUUUUUUAAAUUUGUUUCUGUAUUCUCGUAAUAAAACAAGUGGAUAUUUUGUACAGUGUAUGCACAGCUGAGGUUGCCUGUUGGUGGGCAACAAGAAAUUGAUGUUAUUCUCUGUCAGUUCUGUUCAUCUGGUAUUUAGCCAUGAUGUAGUAUAGGUAUUUCACAUGUAUCAGCCAUUAGGUUUUUGAUGACAAGAAAAAAGCCCUCUCUGCCAUGCAAAAGUAAAUUGGUUAUCGAGAGAAAAUUCAUGCACUCACAUAUGAACUGUACGUUCGUGUACAUUAUUAUUAUUAUACACACUAUUAUAAUGUCAUCAAUCUAUAGUUUCGUGUAUAUAUUACGGUAUUGCGAUUGUAUCAUACAAGGUUCUUUGUGCCGUUGUAAA